AUGAAGCACAAGGAAUUGCUUUUAGGCAAUAAAGAGCUGGAUUUGUUAAUUGACUGCGCACAAGCCAUCAAUUUAUCAGGGGAAAGUAUCCCUGCGAUAGAUAAAAUAGUAGAAGUAGUCAGCACACCAGACGACUAUGAAACCAUACAUGCCCUAGCUAAGGGUGGGCACAGUGAAGUGUUUGUUGUCAGAAGCAAAAUAGACGGGAAGGUAUAUGCACUGAAGAAGGUCUUCAAACAAGAUAUUAUCAAUGACCCUCUUGUAAACCCAAUAAUGAAAGAACGAGAUUCCAUGAUAUGCGGAAGAGACUCUGCAUGGCUUCUGGGCCUUCACAAGUCAUUUCAAGACAGAAAUGCCCUGUACUUUCUAACUGACUUUAUCUCAGGCGGAGACUUAGGAAGUCUGGCCUGCCGAGAGGGAGUGCUUUCCGAGGAAAUGAUCAGAUUUUUCAUUGGUGAGCUGUUAAUGGCCCUGGGUGAACUGCAUGGCCUUGGAUUUGUCCACAGAGACAUUAAGCCAGAGAAUGUUUUGAUUGACUCUGAUGGGCACAUAAGGCUUGCUGACUUUGGGAGUGCAACAACACUGUGCGCUGAUGACCAUCAUAUAGUUGUCGGUACGCCUGACUAUGUAGCACCAGAGUUACUGAAUAUGUGCGGUGGACUCAGUGAAAAAACAGACUUGUGGUCAGUUGGUGUUGUCAUAUACGAGCUGGCACACGGGAUAACUCCUUUCUAUGAUGACACAAUCCGUGGUACAUACGAUAAUAUAAUGAACAUAAAAUACUCCCUAGAGAAGACAGGCUCAGAUGAACUCCGUGAUCUAAUCAGUAAGCUACUGUGCGAGAAGGAAAAAAGACUUUCUUUAGGUGAGAUAAUGGCGCAUGGAUUCUUUAAAGGAUUUGACUUCUCUGGGAAGCAUGCGAAUACGGCGACGUACAUUCCAACUAUUCUGUCAAAAGAGUCUGUUGAGAAUUUUGAGGUCGAUGACUUCAUGCCUGCACAAAGCACACUCCUGAACACUGCAGAAAACAUUCGAAAAUUCAUUGGAUUCGGAUACGACCCAGAUAUCCAGGUGGAAAUCAGAAGGGAAAGAAAGAAGGAAGAGAUAUCCCCCAUAUCCCCAAUAUCCCCCAUAUCCCCCAAAGACGCAAAAGAGAAUUCCAUCGAGGUAAGUGAAGACUGCACUGCAGAGUACACGCCUUCCAAUAUUUCCAGUGUAUCAAGUACAUCCAAUACUUCCAAUGUAUCCAAUAUACCCAGUGUAUCUUUAAGUGCACCUGAAGAGUCUGUAACUGAAGAAUCUGCACCCGUUGAGAAUAUGUGCAGCGUAUGUAAAAAAGUGAAGAAACCUUCUGAGGACGAGACAGAUGAACAAACAGAGGAUCUGAAUGAAGAUGCAGCUCAUGUGCAAAGCGAGGCGCAGGCAGAGAAAGCUGUAAAUGAUAUUCUGCCAAAUAAAAGCACUAAUGAACAACAUAAUGAACAACAUAAUGAAACUGCACAGAUUGAAGAGCCAAUUAUAACAUGCAUUGAGACAUCAAAGAAAGAAUCCUCUGAGAAAGAGCAGGUUUCUGUGGAUGCAGAUGCUUCUCCUGUAUGUAUAGACACUAAGUUUGAAGGAGAUUUAGAAAGAACCUCUAAGGAACAGGAAAUAUCUCCUGUCCACAGUUUAAUGCAAAAGAAGGAUGGAAUAUUUUCUGUCUCUUUGGAGAAGGACUUGGAGAUGCAGACAAUAAAAAAAGAACGAGCUGAUCUGGCUAAGGCAAUAGAUGGACUAGAACUGUCUUUUAAGGCAGAGUAUGAGCAUCUCUUAAGAAUAGAUCUUGAGCCUCUUAUAAGAAAUAUAGGACUAGUAGAGGAAGAGAUAAAGACGUAUGUCCACACAGUGAAGGAGUCCCUGAAGAGAGAGAGUGAAGUAUCCUUCCAAGCCAGGUGGGUGAUAAGGAAACUUCAGACAGAACUGCGAGACACACAGAGCAGGAUCCAGAGAGAGGUUGAAACACGAGCAAAACUCUCUGAGCAAGUGGAAGAGGCAAAGUUAGAGAACAAAGAACUGCGCGAGCACAUAAGAAGACUUAAACUUGCCUCAAAUGUAUACAACUUUCCGAUCAAAAUAUACGUUGACAAGAAAUGGGAAUCUUCAACCCUGCACCUUGAAGAAGACUACCUGCAGAUAAAGGACAUUUGUCUUCCGCUUAACAAGAUAUACUUCCAGGAUAUAAAGAAAAAUGAACUUCUUAGAAUAAACUCCAAGGCAGAGCUACUUUCCUUCAAGCUUCUUCUCCCGUCUGAAGAUGAUGUAUACACAGAGCAGACUGAGUCUUCGUCUGAUCAAGUCCCUACCCCGGGAGAGGACAAGGAGCUACUUCAUGAGCUGGAGAAAGAGAUGAAAAUACUUGAAGGAAUUGAUAGAAUGAUAAAAAGCACAUCUGCUUCGUGCAAGAUGAUCAUUCCCAUGGCACUCAAGCAGAAGGAAGGAACUGAAAAGAAAAUACACGAGCUAAGACAGGCCCUAGCACAAGGACAUUCCUCAGAGCCUGCAACCAUCCGGUACAACAACCAUACCUUCAAAGUCACCACCUUCAAGCAAGGAAUCCAGACAUGGUGCCACAUAUGCAAUAGGCUUCUGUAUGGAGAGACCAAGCAAGGCCUUCUGUGCAAGGGGUGCAAGAUGGUCUGCCAUAAAGAGUGUCACACCUUGAUAAUAUACUCGUGCGAGUUGCAGCAGGCCAUGGAACGAGGAACUUCUAUUAUUCUUAUGGCAAAGCAGCUAGAGGAUAAGGAGAGAAUCAAAGCAAUUGUAGGAAGCGGGCAAAGAUAA
Nematocida ausubeli is the source of this 2820-nucleotide messenger RNA. RefSeq lists its product as uncharacterized. Gene Ontology annotation, cellular component: cytoskeleton; cytoplasm. Lineage: Eukaryota; Fungi; Microsporidia. The transcript has a single exon. Bases 1 to 2820 code for a protein of 939 amino acids. The record is from RefSeq and is a predicted model, not a curated record. Gene Ontology annotation, biological process: actomyosin structure organization; peptidyl-threonine phosphorylation. Gene Ontology annotation, molecular function: ATP binding; protein serine/threonine kinase activity.